CACACCCUUUAUAAACAACCAUCUCAAUUACUCAUUUUCUCAACCAAAAACCUCAAAAAUAAUUACACAAAAAACCCCAUAACUCAUCGAUUCCUAUUCAUUCAUCAAAAUCAUGAAUAUAAAUUCAAUUUCACCAAAUUUAAUAACCCUAAUUCUUGUCUUAAUCAUCCAUCCAUUGAAUACCCAUUCUUCAACAAUCCAUGAUCUUCUAAAAAGCCAAGGUCUUCCUGGUGGGCUUUUCCCAAGAAAUGUUGAGUCUUUUAGUUUGAAUCAAAAUGGGGUUUUAGAAGUAAACUUAAAUGAGCCAUGUGAAGCUAAGUUUGAUACAUUAGUUAGAUUUGACACCAUUGUUAAGGCUAAUCUUAGUUAUGGAGGUCUUAAUGGGGUUGAAGGUCUAAGUCAAGAAGAAUUGUUUUUAUGGCUUCCUGUUAAGGAUAUUAUUGUUCAAGAUCCUUCUUCUGGUGUUAUUUUGUUUGAUAUUGGUGUUGCUCAGAAACAACUUGCUUUUUCUCUAUUUGAAGAUCCUCCUCUUUGCAUUCCUCAUAGUUCAUAUAUACAAAAGCUAGGAAGGAAGGAAAAAGGAAUUCAUGAACUUCAAAAAUAUAGAUAGAAAUAAAACGUUUUUUAUAAAAUCCCAUCAAAGAAUUUUUGAUUAGGUUCCUAGAAAGAAAGUGGAACCUUUAAAAGAGGGAAAAAAAAAAAGAAAAAUUAAGUAUUAUAUGUUGAUAAAUUUAAUGAUGAUGGGAGACAAAGAGUUUGGAGGAAUCGAAUGUUAAUUGUUUUUGUUGUUGGGGUGUGUUUGUCUGUCAAGUAAAGAAAUGAUAGAGAAAGAUCAAAAAAGAAAAAGUGUGUUUAAGGUUGUGCUUAAUGUUCUUUAUUUGUUGUUAAAUUGAUGGCAUUUAAAGAUUAAAGCAUUAAGCAUAAAUCUUUUUAAAGAUUGUAUUCUUCAUUUUAAGAUGUUUUUUUGUUUAUACAAGCAAAAAUUUCAUCCAAACAGGUGUGAUUUUGAGCAUAUAUAAAGUUUUUAAUCGCACAAAA
Molecule: messenger RNA, 1038 nt
Organism: Amaranthus tricolor (Joseph's coat)
Lineage: Eukaryota; Viridiplantae; Streptophyta; Magnoliopsida; Caryophyllales; Amaranthaceae
Exons: 2
Coding region: 113-610 (165 amino acids)
Source: RefSeq, a predicted model, not a curated record